This is a messenger RNA of Calliphora vicina (urban bluebottle blowfly), 1219 nucleotides long. RefSeq names its product HMG protein Z (gene HmgZ). The transcript has 3 exons. Bases 203 to 538 code for a protein of 111 amino acids. Gene Ontology annotation, biological process: regulation of transcription by RNA polymerase II. The record is from RefSeq and is a predicted model, not a curated record. Lineage: Eukaryota; Metazoa; Arthropoda; Insecta; Diptera; Calliphoridae. Gene Ontology annotation, molecular function: transcription cis-regulatory region binding; DNA binding, bending.
UGUGUGUGAGUGUGUGAGAGAGAAAAACCAAAAACAACAAAAUAAAGCAAAUCAUAAUAAACAAAAAUUGAAAAUCCUCUAAAGAAAUUUUUUCGGUGUCAAAUCGAAAAAAGUGCUUUUUGUGCGUCAAUUUAGAUAAAAAAUUCAUCAAUUCUUUCCACAGUUCUUUUAAUCUUCAAAAAAAAAACAAAUCUAAAUAAAAAUGGCUGGUGAACGUCCAAAGCGUCCUUUGUCCGCAUACAUGUUGUGGUUGAAUGAAAACCGUGAACAACUCAAAAAAGAAAAUCCCGGCAGCAAAGUUACCGAAAUCGCCAAAAGAGGUGGUGAAUUAUGGAGAGGACUUAAGGACAAGACAGAAUGGGAACAAAAAGCCAUUAAAAUGAAGGAAGAAUACAACAAGGCUGUUAAGGAAUACGAAGCUAAUGGCGGUACUGAUACCGGUGCCGGUAAGAAACGCAAGAGCAAGGCCUCCAAGCCCGUCAAGAAGGCCAAGAAGAAAGAGACCUCAGAAGAAGAGGAAGAAGAGGAAAGCGAUUAAAUUAAUGCAACAUGAAAAAGAAAACCUGCAAAAUUAUUUCGUUUUUUUUUUUUUUUAAUUUAUACUAAAGUGAAAGAGAACCAGAUUAAUUUUUAUGUUAAACUUACAAAUAUAAGUUUUAAACAUUUUAUAAAUGUAAGCUUAAGUGGCAUAUAUUUACAACAAAAGAAAAAACAAAAACAAAUUAUAUACAAACGGAAUAAAUAUAUGCAAAAUCUAUAAAAACAAAAAAAAAACUACAAAAAACACUGAAAAAAAUAUUAAGUUAAAUGCAAUAAGUUAGGAAAUAUUAAAACAAACCACAAAACAAAAUUUCCAGUUUUAAUUCUUUUUUUUUUAUUUCCUCAAACACAAAAACCCCCCAUCCCCGCCAACAUCCUUAACGUCAUUUUCUAUAAUUUUUAUAUAAAAGAAAAACAGAAAUGUUGAAAUGUCAUUAUGAAAUAUUUUUCAUUUGUUUUUUUUUUACUUUAAUUUCGUUUUAAGUUAAAUUGUAUGUAAAUUUAUAAUUAUUUUCAAAAAAUAAUUACAUUUUAAAAACUUUAGUUUCAACUUAAUUUUUAUUAUGUCUGUGUAUAUUUUUAUAUACAAUAAAACAAUUUUUAAUUAAAAAAAAACAUAAAAUAAAUAAAAUAAACAUGAAAAACAAAAAUACUUUAAAAAACAAAAUAAACAAAUAAA